This is a messenger RNA of Anarrhichthys ocellatus (wolf-eel), 4753 nucleotides long. Its product is annotated as probable E3 ubiquitin-protein ligase HERC1. Lineage: Eukaryota; Metazoa; Chordata; Actinopteri; Perciformes; Anarhichadidae. The coding region runs from base 1434 to 4439 and encodes 1001 amino acids. The transcript has 13 exons. The record is from RefSeq and is a predicted model, not a curated record.
AAACAACUACUAUGUACAAUAUAAAUAUACAUCGAAGAAUAUAUAUAUGAACAUAAAGAACAAUGGAUUUGGGAUAUUAGUGCAGAAUGGAGGUAAUAGUGCAAAUGGAGGUGCAGUAUUUCUUCACUUGUUCGUGAGAGUAUCAUGAACAAUCACAACUACAAUAUGAUUGUAAACAACUGCAGUGUUGAGCCUGUAGCCUCACCAGUGUGUCUGCAGAAAGUCGCUCACCUUCACUAUAAACUGAAGCAAAGCAUUUAGCUGGAUUACAAAAUGUCAACGAUAAACAUGGUAUUUGUUUAUACAACAGGUAUGAUGGAAGAAGUUUAUCUCAUUUAUAUAGCACAUACAAGCAGAGAGACAUCCGGUGUAUAUGUGGAAAUAAAGCAAGAUUACAAUUGGAAACGAGUUUAAACACAAUCAAACACGGGUUGAACACACUUGAAAGCCCGAGAAUAAUGGUGGAUUUUAAGGUGCAUCUUAAAAGCAUCAAUAGACUCCACCUUUCUCCACGAACAGUGCACAGCCAGUUGGCCACAUUGGGCGGAUCCGAUGGGUCUGGUGCUGUAAGGGCUGAGAGACUGAAGAAUAUGUAAGGGUGAGAACAUGUAGGGAUUUGUGUAAGGAUGCAAGGAUAGGAGUGACGUGGUCAUAUUUCUUGGACUUUGUUAGCGGGCAGCAGCGCUUUGACACACACUUUACUCGUCUUUACACCUGCCGUACCUCAACUUAAACCCAGAGGCAGUAAGGUUACCUACAGAGAACCCGUUCUAGAUUGCAACUGGUGUCAAAAAGAAGCAUGCCUUUAGUUUCCAGUUAUGGAUUCUUUGAAGCAGAGUUUGGACGUCUCUGACCUGUUAUGCACGGGUCAACAUGUGUGUAGUGUUUACAAUACAGACUGGAGCGAGGCUGGUCUGUAAAUGUAUGGCUAAACUUCACAAACGACUAAACAUCAUGAAAUAGAAUGUAAUCAGUGUGCAUAUAAAACAUUUGUACAAGUAAUAAUACAACUUUAAAUCGCACGAUAAAGCAUUAAAAAACCUUUAUUCAACCAGGCUAGUUUUCACUGAGAGCAGUGCUCGAUUAUCGGGCAGCUUUAGAUAUUAUUUUCUGUUUCGAUAUAUAUAUAUAUAUUAGGUCAUAUUUACAUAGAUGACCUCAUCUGUGUUAUUAGCACAUAAGUCCAUAAUGUUUGUUUCUUCAUCUUGAUUCACGAUAUUAUCCAGUGAAGAAGUGUUGAAUGGAUCAAGGUCUGUGCCAAUUUUGCAAACUGGAAACUAUUAAUAACCUCAAACUGAAGAUUAUUGUGUUUUUCCCCAACAUUUUAAAUAGCGUUGAGAAAAGACAGCCUUUGCGAACACAAAUUGCUGUUCACAAGCUUGAUAUUAACAAUUUGUCUGUUUUCAGGACUGAUGGCUCCAGAGUGACAUGCCAUGGCUCUGAUGAUCCCCCCGGUGAAGCUCAAAUGGCUGGAGCACCUGAACAGCUCGUGGAUCACGGAGGACAGCGAGUCGAUCGCCACACGGGAGGGAGUGUCGGUGCUGUACUCGAAGCUGCUGGCCAACAAAGAGGCCGUGCUGCUGCCCCAGCAGGUGCUGUGUCUGAAAGGGCCCCAGCUCCCGGACUUUGAGCGUGAAUCCCUCUCCAGCGAUGAGCAGGAGCACUACCUGGACGCGCUACUCAGCAGCCAGUUGGCCUUGGCCAAGAUGGUCUGCUCCGACUCUCCCUUCGCUGCAGCCCUGCGCAAACGUGUGCUGGUGCUCCAGCGCAUCUUCUACGCACUUUCCAACAAGUACCACGACAAAGGAAAGGUCAAGCAGCAGCAGCACUCUCCAGAGAACAACUCGGGCUCGGCCGAUCUGCACUCUGUCAGCGAGCGGCCGCGCUCCAGCACGGACGCCCUCAUCGAGAUGGGCGUCCGCACGGGCCUCAGCCUUCUUUUUGCUCUGCUGCGCCAGAGCUGGAUGAUGCCUCCUCCACCCAGCCCCGGCGGAGGUGCCGGAGGCAACAUAAACUUGUGUAACGAUGUCAUUCACACGGCCAUCGACGUGGUCAGCUCCCUGCCGCCCCUCUCUCUGGCCAACGAGAGCAAGAUCCCGCCAAUGGGCCUGGACUGCCUGGCCCAGGUCACCACUUUCCUGAAGGGGGUGACCAUGCCAAACUCUGGGGCGGACAUUUUAGGGCGGCGGCUUGCCUCCGAGCUGCUGCUGGGGCUGGCCUCCCAGAGGGGCUCCCUGCGCUACCUGCUGGAGUGGAUCGAGAUGGCCUUGGCUGCAUCAGCCCUGGUCAGUGCUAUGGAGGAGAAUAAGGUGCUACAGAACCAAGAAGGGCUCAUCGGAUAUGAUUGUUUCAUGAACAUCCUCAUGCAGAUGAGGCGCUCUUUGGGCUCCUCAGCAGAUCGCAGCCAGUGGAGAGAACCCACACGGACCACUGAUGGCUUGUGCUCAUUGUAUGAGGCAGCACUCUGUCUCUUAGAAGAAGUAUGUCGAAUGGCGUCGGACUACUCUCGCACCUGCGUCAGCCCAGACAGCAUCCAGACCGGCGAGGCGCCCGUGGUGUCUGAGACCUGUGAGGUCUACGUGUGGGGCAGUAACAGCAGCCACCAGCUGGUGGAGGGAACGCAGGAGAAGAUCCUGCAGCCCAAGCUGGCCGCGAGCUUCGCCGACGCACAGACCAUUGAGGCGGGCCAGUACUGCACUUUUGUGAUCUCGUCCGAUGGCUCCGUCCGGGCCUGCGGUAAAGGCAGCUACGGCCGUCUGGGCCUCGGAGACUCCAACAACCAGUCGACGCUCAAGAAGCUCACCUUUGAGCCCCACCGCGCCAUCAAGAAGGUGUCGUCGUCCAAGGGCUCCGACGGCCACACGCUGGCCUUCACCACGGAGGGCGAGGUGUUCAGCUGGGGCGACGGUGACUACGGCAAACUGGGUCACGGGAACAGCUCAACACAGAAAUACCCCAAACUGAUCCAGGGGCCACUCCAGGGGAAGGUGGUGGUGUGUGUGUCUGCCGGCUACAGACACAGUGCUGCAGUCAGUGAGGAUGGAGAGCUGUACACGUGGGGUGAAGGAGAUUUUGGAAGAUUAGGUCACGGUGACAGCAACAGCCGAAACAUUCCUACCCUAGUUAAAGACAUCAGCAACGUGGGAGAGGUGUCGUGUGGCAGCUCUCAUACCAUCGCUCUGUCCAAGGAUGGACGCACCGUGUGGUCCUUCGGAGGAGGAGACAACGGAAAACUCGGUCACGGUGAUACCAAUCGAGUCUACAAGCCAAAAGUAGUGGAAGCCCUGCAGGGAAUGUUCAUCAGGAAAGUGUGUGCAGGAAGCCAGUCGUCUCUCGCCUUAACCUCCACCGGACAGGUGUACGCGUGGGGCUGCGGUGCUUGUCUGGGAUGUGGUUCCUCUGAGGCCACAGCUCUCAGACCCAAACUGAUCGAGGAGCUGGCUACCACCAGGGUGGUGGACAUCUCCAUCGGGGACAGUCACUGCCUGGCCCUGUCGCAUGACAAUGAAGUGUACGCAUGGGGCAACAACUCCAUGGGCCAGUGUGGCCAGGGGAACUCCACGGGGCCGAUCACCAAACCCAAGAAGGUGGUGGGUCUGGACGGAGUCGCUAUUCAGCAGAUCUCAGCCGGAACGUCCCACAGCCUGGCAUGGACCGCCCUGCCCAGAGACAGGCAGGUGGUGGCUUGGCACAGGCCCUACUGUGUCGACCUGGAGGAAAGCACCUUCUCCCACUUGCGCUCCUUCCUCGAGCGCUACUGUGACGGCAUCAACAGUGAAGUCCCUCCUCUUCCGUUCCCCUCAUCCAGGGAGCAUCAUAACUUCCUCAAGCUGUGCCUUCGGCUUUUGUCCAAUCAUCUGGCUCUGGCUCUGGCCGGGGGCGUGGCCACCAGCAUCUUAGGUCGGCAGGCCAGACCCCUGAGGAACCUGCUCUUCAGACUGAUGGACUCCUCAGUGCCUGACGAGAUUCAGGAGGCGGUGAUCGAGACUCUGUCGGUGGGGGCGACCAUGCUGCUGCCUCCGCUGAGAGAGAGGAUGGAGCUCCUUCACUCCUUGCUGCCUCAGGGCCCUGACAGAUGGGAGAGUCUCUCCAAAGGACAGAGGAUGCAGCUCGACAUAAUCCUGACCAGCCUCCAGGACCACACCCACGUGGCCUCGCUCCUGGGCUACAGCUCUCCGGCCGACGGGCCCGAGGGUCUCUGCUCCGGCCCGGGCUUCACGGCCGCCCCAGACCCGACGUACAGCGACACGGCGGGACACCCUGAUACCCACCUGGCCGAGAUCCUCAUGAAGACGCUGCUCAGGAACCUGGGCUUCUAUACCGUGAGUAGAUGUUUGCUGCAGCUCUUAUCGGAGAGUUCGCUCUUAUUGAUUUCAGUGUGUGUGCCGCUCGAUAACAAACCAUUAUCUGAGAGAUCAUUAACGAUCUGUUUGGAAUAGACCAAGGCAGACGUUACUCAGGAAGGAAGCGCUGUUGUUUCACUCUCUCCAUCUCCCUCAUUGCUCCUCUUAAUACUAGAGUGCUGGAGGCGGAGCAUGACGCAUAUAUAAUCCUUGUUUAUCAUCACCUGCUGCGAAGCAGUGGCUUAUUCCUGUGCCUCGUUCUCUAAAGACGACUUUUAUUGAUUGUAGCACGCACGCACGCACGCUGUUUUCAAGUUUGUGACAUUAUGCAGACAAUAAUGAACGUUGAUUAGACUGCAAGGCUUUCUGCUUAUGAGUCACUCCUUUUGAAUUAUUCGCCUCUCACUGAA